Spirometra erinaceieuropaei is the source of this 4402-nucleotide messenger RNA. The record is from the annotation of a GenBank genome assembly. Lineage: Eukaryota; Metazoa; Platyhelminthes; Cestoda; Diphyllobothriidea; Diphyllobothriidae.
AUGUUGGACAUUCCAUACUCAGAUCCUCAAGUUAAUCCUCAGGUCGUGAAGAAGAGGAGGCUAUCCCAAUCCAACAUCACUUCAUCCCCUACUGGUCCAUCUGUAACGGACAUUACAAUGGUGGCAGACGGUGAGCGAACCAGCUCUCCGUCCCAUUCUGUUCCUCCCCCCCGCCAAGACUCUACCUAUCAAGCAAAUACCCCCAACCCCUAUGGCCCCAGCCCCUUACUGGCACCUGAGAUGUAUGAAACAGACCAAAACAUCCGUGAAUGGCUGCGCGAUCUCUCGAUCCUGCUCCUAAGUGUCCCCCCACACGAACAUACUUGCUACCUCUUACGGUUUCUAUCCCCCCCAGCACGCCGACGUGCUUUCGACGCUGGGAUUAAACCCACUACGGACUUCGAACGAGCCACAGAGAUACUCGUUCAACUUUUUGACCAUCCGGACGCCCCAGGCGUUGCCAACCAACGUUUUGCCACCUUACGUCAACACCCCACACAGUCCGUCGACGAUUUCGCAGGGGAGCUGAUGCGCCUGGCAACUAUAGCUUAUCCCAACUUGCCGGAAUCAGACCGAGACUCUCUUAUUCUCCACCGAUUCAUUACCGGUCUGCACGACCACAGGGCGACCGACAUUCUUCUCUUACACCCUCCCAAUAACUUAUCUUCGGCCAUUCGACAAUGCCGGCUAUACGAAAUCCACCAUUCCGGCAGUAAGGAUACCCCUUUUCAUUACCGUCAACCCCCGCGGCCAAUACCUCCGCCUCCCAGCAAACCGUCCACUUUACCGGUGCGCUUUCCUGACUUCAACCCAGGGUGUGCAUACUGUACAGCCUUCGGCCCGCAAGCCAAACGUUGUGGUCACAACACGCCCAGUAAGUGCACGUUCGUUGCCCCUGCUUAUUUAGAUACUGUUUCCCAUUCACCCCCUUUUACCGUACCGGUUAGCUUUGAAGGCCAAUCUGUGCAGGCAUUAGUCGACACGGGGGCCAACGUAUCGCUCGUGAAUCCCGCUGUACUAUCUCGCAAAACCUAUGACCAAAUCGAACCUAUAAGCUAUCCUCGUAACCUUCGAGCGGCGAACGGUACCACAAUCCCCGUCACAGGUCGGAUAACUCUCCAAUUCGUACUCGAAGGGACAGUCGUUGUAUACCAAUUCCUCGUAACGCCCAAUAACCCUUGGAACCUUGUCCUAGGACUAGAUUUUUUAGCGAAUCAUGAUUGCAUUAUCCAUACCAAAGACCGCCGUCUAUUAGUAAAUUCUAAUCCUACUGUCACACCCCCACUACAAUCGCUCGACUUCGACUACAUCUACAACGCCGUAUUAUCAGCUACCGCCUUAGACCCUAUCAGUAUAGACGACAUCUUGCCCCCUCCGACAUCCUUAGCACCCGACGCACGUAACCAACUCCGUGAACUCUUACUCUCUUUUCCCGAUGUAUUCACGUGGACAACCGAUUCCAUCGGCCGCACAUCGAAGGUACAGCAUACCAUAAACACUGGUGAUGCCAAACCCGUUUGGCAACCUCCACGACGCAUACCAACCCGAUACCGGGAUGAGGUUGAUAAAAUUCUAGACGAGCUUUUAAAGGCGCGGAUAAUUCAGCCCUCUUCCUCACCGUGGGCUUCUCCCAUAGCUCUGGUGCCUAAGAAAGACGGGUCCUUGCGGCUGUGCAUUGAUUACCGCCGCCUGAACGCAGUCACCGUCCGUGACUCGUUUCCCUUACCCCGUCUGGAUGAUACCCUCGACACCCUAGGGAGUGCAGCAUGGUUCUCCACCCUAGACCUCAAAUCUGGAUAUUGGCAGGUCGAAAUUCACCCGAAAGACCGCCAUAAAACAGCUUUUACCGUACCACAAGGUCUAUAUGAAUUCCAGACACUCCCCUUCGGACUUUGCAAUGCCGCCGCCACCUUUCAGCGGCUGAUGUACCAGGUGUUGCGGCACCUCACUCCCACCAAAUGCCUUGUCUACCUAGACGAUAUUAUCGUAUUCGGGCAGACCAUCGAACAACACAACCGCAAUUUACGUGAGGUUCUAGAAGCGCUCCGCGAUGCCGGUUUAACGCUAAACCCCCAUAAGUGCGUCUUCUUACGUUCGGAGGUACAAUUUCUGGGGCACAAGAUAUCACCCGGCCACAUAGCUGCCCUCCCUGAUCGGCUGCAACAAAUCCGAACAUGGCCAACCCCGAUAAACCAGUCUCAACUCCGUAGCUUUCUUGGACUGGCGUCUUAUUACAGACGGUUUAUCCGGAACUUUGCCCAUAUAGCCGGUCCGCUACAUAAACUUACAGAAAAAGGCCGGGAAUUCAAAUGGUCUCCCGAUUGUGAGGAGGCUUUUAUUAACCUUAGAGCCGCUCUCUGCUCAGCCCCACUUUUAACUCUCCCUAAUCUAAACCCUGAUGCACCCCCUUUUAUCCUUGACACUGACGCCAGCGGGUUCGCCAUGGGGGCAGUCCUGUCGCAAGCGGACGAUAAAGGUAUCGAACACCCCAUAUGUUUCGCGAGCAAUACUUUGACGAAACCCCAACGGAACUACUGUACCUUCCGUAGGGAACUUUUAGCCAUAAUAACAUUCAUCCGCCAGUUUAAACACCUACUCAUUGGUCGCCACUUUAUCCUUCGCACUGACCAUCGAGCGCUCCAAUGGCUGCAAUCUAUCAAAGACCCCAUGGAUCAGCUCGCACGGUGGCAGGAAUUUUUACAAGAUUUCGACUUUGAGUGUCAAUAUCGUCCCGGUCACAAACACGGGAAUGCUGACGCUUUCUCACGUUUUCCCGACACGCAACCACCAGAUCUCGACCCCAACACCGCGUCAGUCAAUGCGAUCACGAUGUCCGAAUCCACUCGUCACGUCUGGUCGUCGGCUCAGCAGACUGACCCUGACACGGCUAUCAUUUAUAACCACCUAUCCCAACGCAUCAAUAAACCUACUGAGGCGGACAUGAGAGGCGCUAGUCAAAAUGCACGCCUCCUUUGGCACCAGUGGCCUCACCUCCUAAUCGACAACGAUAUCCUCUUUUCCCGCGACCCCUCAUCAAAACAACUGCGCCCAGUAGUGCCAGGAUGUUUGAUCGACAGUGUACUGUCUGACCUCCACACAGAAUUGGGGCAUUGCGGCCAACGACGCACCGAACUGGCAGCCCGUGCACGAUUUUGGUGGCCCCAGCUCCGUUCCUCUGUCCUCCAUUUUUGUCAAUCCUGCACCACUUGCAACCUGUUCAAGUCUCCAAACCCCUUUCCACGUGCUCCCAUGCAACCCAUGAUCACGGGUUUCCCCGGCGAGCGCGUCGGUUUAGACAUUAUCGGCCCUCUACCGAUAUCAGUCCGCGGAUAUGAAUAUAUCCUUGUUAUGGUAGAUUACUUUACAAAAUGGGUCGAAGCCGUACCUUUACUCCGCCAAGAUGCCACAUCUGUCGCAAACGCUAUUAACCGCACGUGGGUUUGUCGUUGGGGAGCACCCAUAUCAUUCCACUCCGACUGCGGUAGCAAUUUUGACUCCCAGCUCUUCCGUGAAGUGUGCAGCAUACUGGACAUACAUAAAACACGCACGACACCAUACCACCCCGAAGGUAAUGGCCUUGUCGAGCGCACCAACCGCACCAUUCACAAUCUCCUUCUUGCGUUUACGAAAGAGAGCCACGAACAUGACUGGGACGUACAACUCCCAUUCUGCCUCUUAGCCUAUAGGAGUUCAGUCCACUCGUCCACUGGCUUCACACCCCAUUACCUCUGGACAGGUCGCGAGAUACGCCUCCCCGCAGAUCUUCAAUACCCCCUACAUACUCCCGACCCCACGACCAUAUCGACCUACGCCUCCCGUCUUCGCGAAACGAUACGUACCGCAUACAACUCAGCACGCGAAACAAUCGGUACGUCAUCCUCACAUCAAAAAACACAACACGACCGCCAUUCGACUGGCACUACACAUCAAGUGGGCGAUUUAGUCAUGCACCACAACCCCGUACCACCACGCGGAAUUUCAGCCAAACUCCACUAUCCCUGGCAAGGUCCGUUCGUUAUCAUCGAUGUUUUGUCACCCUCGAACUACCUCCUCCGCGAUGCCUCGCAACCCCACUCCCCCACCUUUACAGCUAACUUUAACAAACUCAAACCCUACCGCGGUCGAUUACCCCUUUGCACAUCAGACUCCCUACCCAUCCUCCCAGACGACCAAGUUCCCCCCGUAGCCAUAGAGGUCACAGUUCCCUCAGCCAUCGAGACCACUAUCCCUUCCCCCCGCGACCAUAGCAGCACUGAGGACAGUGCUGCAUUCUAAGAGGGGGGCUAUGUAACAGCCAAAAUAGAGCGUAGGGGUCUAAACUUGUUUUACUAAUCAGGUGAACACUAAUCUUGUAGAAAUCCCCGGGCCAAGCUCACCGCAUGGACGCGAUCAAGGCCGCUGA